UUUGGCAGGACCGGAUGUUUUGCUGCGCUAUUGAGGCUCACUUUACUAGCGCUGCACGGCUUCAUCUCAGCUUCAGCUGAAGCGCAAAUAGACACAAGCUGAGGUUGCAUGAAGUGUCAUCCUUGUAGCUAAAAUACAGGAAUUUGCCGUCACCUAAAAUUCAUUAAGCCGUUAAACCAAUUCAAUAACUGUCAUCUGUCGCAGCCGCAGAAACAGGAUAGACGCAAAGGAGAAGUAACAUCACAUCAAACCCGGCAAACAAAGAGGUCCUCUUUUCAACGACAACAUUUUUCCUCCAUAUUCAAUAGUUAUGAGUCAUGUGGCCGUCGAUAAUACCCACGGCCUAGAGCAGCAGCUUGCUGUCCUAGACUUGACUGCUGCAGACGGACAAGGUGGAGGAACAAAUAGGAGAUAUAUUCCUCCACAUCUACGGAACAAAGACGCCUCCAAAAAUGCAGGAAAUGCCUUCGCUGCUGGUCGACAAGCUUACACCAUGGCACCUCCGGCCAACUAUGGUUGGGAUGGUGGCCGCAACAAUUUUGUUAAUGGCUACCAUGACAACCGGAUGACGGGCAACUCUUUUAACCGAGGCCCACCUCGCAUGGAGCGUGGCCGAGGUGGAGUUGGAGGAGGUGGUUACCGCGGCAACAGGGGAGGAGCCUUCAACCCCAUCAACCCAGCGCAGCCAAUGGGAUUUACUGGCUUUGCAAAUAAAGAUGCAGGUACCUGGAACACUGUCAAGGAUGCAUAUAGCAGCUUUGGCAACAAUCGAGGGAAGUCUGCAUUCUUCAAUGACAGAGGCAAUGCUAAUAGAGGGAGGUUUGAUCAUGGUGGAUUUGGCGGUGGUGGUGGAGGAGGAGGAAACAGCCGCUGGGUGGAGGAGUCUAGAGAUGAUGGAGAUUGGUCCAAACCGAUGCCACGUAACGAAUGCCUUGAACAUGAGUUGUUUUCUGGGAGCAACACUGGGAUUAACUUUGAGAAGUACGAUGACAUUCCUGUUGAGGCCACCGGACAGAACUGCCCUCAUCACAUUGAGAGUUUCCAGGAUGUAGAUAUGGGCGAAAUCAUCAUGGGUAACAUUGCCCUGAGUCGCUACACCAGACCAACGCCUGUUCAGAAAUAUGCAAUCCCUAUUGUAAAGUCAAAGAGAGACCUCAUGGCCUGUGCUCAAACAGGUUCUGGAAAGACUGCAGCAUUCUUGCUGCCAAUUCUCAGCCAGAUCUACACUGAUGGACCAGGGGAAGCUCUUAAUGCAGCUAAAGCUUCAGGGCAGGAGAAUGGGAAGUACGGGCGUCGCAAGCAGUAUCCCAUUGCUCUUGUCCUGGCCCCAACUAGAGAGCUGGCCCUGCAGAUAUACGAUGAAGCCAGGAAGUUUUCUUACCGAUCUAGAGUGCGACCAUGUGUUGUAUAUGGAGGAGCUGAUAUUGGCCAGCAGAUUAGAGAUCUGGAGAGAGGCUGCCACCUGCUGGUUGCCACUCCAGGGAGACUCGUGGACAUGAUGGAGAGAGGCAAGAUUGGGCUGGACUACUGCAACUACCUGGUGCUGGACGAGGCAGAUCGUAUGCUUGAUAUGGGCUUUGAACCACAGAUAAGACGUAUUGUAGAACAGGACACCAUGCCGCAUAAAGGCAUCAGGCAAACCAUGAUGUUCAGUGCUACAUUUCCUAAAGAGAUCCAGAUCCUGGCCAGGGAUUUCCUCGAGGAGUACAUCUUCCUGGCAGUGGGCAGAGUGGGCUCCACCUCAGAGAACAUCACUCAGAAAGUAGUGUGGGUGGAGGAGAGCGAUAAAAGGUCUUUUCUCCUGGACCUGCUCAGUGCCACAGUCAUCCCCAGCGAGGUACAGGACAAUACUGGAGACAACAUAGAGAAACCUGGUAAAGACUCGUUGACUCUGGUUUUUGUGGAGACCAAGAAAGGCGCUGAUGCCUUGGAGGACUUCUUGUAUCGGGAAGGCUAUGCCUGCACAAGUAUCCAUGGAGACCGCUCCCAGAGGGAUCGAGAGGAGGCCCUGAACCAGUUCAGAUCAGGAAAAUGCCCCAUUCUGGUGGCAACAGCGGUGGCAGCUCGGGGUCUGGACAUCUCCAAUGUGAAACACGUUAUUAAUUUUGACCUUCCCAGUGACAUCGAAGAAUAUGUCCACCGUAUUGGACGCACAGGACGCGUCGGAAAUUUGGGCCUGGCCACAUCGUUCUUCAAUGACAAGAAUGCAAACAUCACUAAAGACCUGCUGGACAUCCUGGUUGAGGCCAAACAGGAAGUUCCCUCAUGGCUUGAGAGCCUGGCCUACGAGCACCAGCACAAGAGCAGCAACAGAGGACGCUCUAAGAGGUUCUCUGGUGGUUUUGGAGCACGUGAUUAUCGCCAGACAGCCGCAGGAGGUACUCCUGGAGGAUUUGGAGGACGUGGGGGUCGCAAUCAGGCAGGACAUGGUGGAACCCGUGGCUUUGGAGGAGGCGGUUUUGGUAACUUCUACACCAGUGACGGCUACGGAGGCAACUAUUCACACUCCCAAGUUGACUGGUGGGGCAACUAGGUUCCUCCUCCACCCCUUCACUCAUCCCUUUUCCCACUUCACCUCCUGUCUGAGCUCCAUCUUUCUCCACGUCUGCAUUACACCCAAUAAACCUACAUGCAUGUUAUUAACCUAUUUAUACUCAUUUAUGUACCCCUUCUCCAGUUUUGAUUCACUAAGCUCGUUUUAACUCCUCUUAGUUUUUCUCGUCUUUAUCUUUAUCAUCUCCUGUUCUAUUUUAUUUCUGAAUUCCUGACUAUCUCACCCAUAAAACAGGCCUCAGUUUAAAGUGAUUUUUGGUUGGCUGUGUUUUAACAUAACAGAUUUGUUUGUUUGCUUCCAGCUAGUUACAUCAUUUGGUUUCAGUGAGGACUUUUCAAAUAAUUUUUCUUAGUAGCCAAAUAUAUAGGCAGUUAAGUUCUAGAUGUUAUGUUUUUACAGUAGACAGGCACGUAGUAUUUACAGUGUGCAGACCUUUCUGAAACAGCUGUAGGAAACCAGGGGAUAUCCAUUUUCCACUUCACAUUUGAGUUUUGGCUUCAUCUUGGUUUUGCCAGGGUCCUUGUGUACCUUCCCGUGUCAUCUUUGUAUGUAAAUCAUGUCUAUGUUGUAAAUCACAGACAAAAGGGUUUUUUAACAUAUAACUCAGAUAGGCAUGGCGUCAAAUCUGAGCAAUGUAUGUGCUUAUAAAUUCAAAACCAGGAACUGGCUGAGGUCGUCUUCAGUUAUGUGACGCAUACAUAAGGGGCACAGAAACAUUUUUUAAACAUGUUGAACCGAGUCUAACGGACACUGAAAGUUCAUGGGACUGGUCCAUCUGUAACAGCUAGUCAGUGGGACACAAGGAGGCGCUGUUGCCCAUUAGCAGUGAUGCUAGCAAACAGACUUAGGACUUGUGGUUGGUAAUAUCACAACUACAAGCAGCAUUUUUCUUUUGUUUGAAACAAAAACAAUGGAGGAUCAUUUGUUUCUGUACUGUGCCUUUAAGAAUUUGAACUCUGUCUUCUAUUUCUGUUGUUUCUAUUGCCACAAUACGUAACUGGCUGCAAGUAUUGGCCAACUGUGACUAAAGAUGUAUAUUUAAUGUCAUGUAUGGGUUAAAACACGUUUUUCUUCAUUUUUGAUUCGGAAGGAAAGUAACUGAACUAAAUCACUAAACUAAAUCAAACCUUGGCAACAAAACCUAAACAAAAACUGAUGAGGAAACUCAAAGCUCUUCCUUAUCAUACUAUUGGACUUUAAAUUAGUUAGGUCUCUGAUAGGCUGAUCCCAAAAGCAUAUUACCACUGUAACCCUCAUUAUGUUGAAACACCUUAAAUACACUCUCAUCCACGCCUCUAAUGGAUUGUACAAAGACAACAGACAGCUGUUAUUAGACAAACAAAGCUCUUUGCUGUAGUAGCCUGAGAGCACUGACACCAGCAGUGGUUCUAUGCUUCUGGGUCACAAGAGACCUACUCAUUGACCUGUCUGUCACUUCCACAGCUCUAGUUUGAGCUUGAGAUUGGUUUCCUAAAAUCAUCUUGACACUAAUCGUUGAGUCAGUUGAUGUCAGCGGGCCUCUGAGAGAGAAUUCAGUGUAACCUUGCAUCAUCAUCCUCAUCAUCAUCAUCUAAGCUGUGCUGCCUCUCUUUUUGAUGAGUCGGCGAUGAGAGAAGUGGUUUUAACUGGCCUGAUGUCCAUCACAUCAGCGGUUGCGGCUGCUGGACUGACUGUUAGUGCCACUGUGAUCCUGGGAAACUUCUCCACCCAAACACUGAAACCCUUGUUUACCAAACGCUUUUUCAAGGGGACACAUGACUAAAAGGCGACUGAAAGUCUUGCUCACGCUAUCCUGGAGACUUACACGAAGAGUCUUCUCUAAAAUAAGUCAUUCCAGUUUAAUUGUUAAGUCAGUUGAGGUCAGGGAUGAAAGGGAAGAAUUGGAUAAGCUAGCCUGACUGUCACAGCAGGGGCAGCCGGAGCAAACCCUCCGUAGCACACUGUAGCCUGACCAACUAACCUUUAGAGCAGAUUAGCGGUCUGAUUCUUAGCACUUGGCUCUUUUACAUUAAUGCUCAAGACGGCCGGGUCCAAUGUUGUUGUUCUCCCGAGAGUUAAUACUGUUCCUCACUGCUUUAUUUAUCUGUCAGGACUAUGAUGAAGUCAGUUCUUCUGCUGCGACGUGACAGAAAGCUGGAGUAUUUCUGGAUCUAGGCCCGAAAGAGCCCGUGAGGAGCCUGUGAUGCCAAGUGGCUGCUUAGGAGAGUUGUCAAAAUGCUCACAUUGGUUGUUUUUCACUCUCCUAUUUCUUAACAUUGAAGCAUGUCAGUUCUCCAGAAAAGCAGCAGCAGAGCGACAUGCCGGGUGUGUGCUGCGCUUUAGCUGUUCCUGACAGGCGUGGUAGUAGAAGAGGCAAAACAGAAUCUGACUACAGCCUGUAAAAUGAUGUAAUGGUUGACAAUUAGCUGGUUAGUUCUACUUUAUUAUAACCAGUCAGCAGGGAGCAGUGGACCUGCACCCUGUAUAUCCACGUUUCACCUCUGUUAGAAAGCUUCUUAAAUGAUCUCAUGUGCAUUUGAUAUACAAUUGAAGUGAGACAAAAGAUAUUGUUCAACUGUAAGUGUCAGUAAAACAACACUACUCUGUUUGCUGAGCUGUGUUCAGUGAGUAGUUUGAAGAAGGUUGGAAGUUGGAUUUGUGCUUGGUGUUCACAGGGAAAAUACAGUUCCACAUGGACCAGCAAGAGUAAUUGGCUUGUUAUGCUAUGAGUCCCUCAGUCGCCCGCGGACUGUGAACAUAUUGCAAGCAGGGAACAAGUCAAUAUAACACAUGCAAGUGUUGUUGUUUUUUUGGCCAAGGACGUAAAAAUGCCAAUCAAAUAAAUUCAGUUCUACAGCAGGCUUUAAUUGAUUUAAAACCUUACUUUUACUCUACUUUUUACUAUGAUUUUUAAUUGACCUUUUUCAUGUUUGGGUCUGUAUUUAGAUCUAGUUUUCUCCUAGAUGACUGGCAGGACACAGUUUGUCUUUAACAGCAUCUUUAGAAGCGCUUCAAGCUGCUUGCCAUCAGGAUCCUGGGUGAAAUGAUUUCACUGACCCGUGUAUCUCACUAAAGCUGACCCAGCCUUUAGUGGGACUUUAUAGAGACAGUGGUUCAUCGGUGGACAGUUGUCAAAGUACAUGUAAAUGUGAACUGACCGGUAGCAGGUCAUGGCUUUGUACCUCCAUCGUGUCAAAAUGAAAGCAGAAUGCGUGUUUGCGUUUUUAGAUACUGUUUCCAUUGUUCAGCUAUCGGAUGAAGUUCUGUUGUGAUGGUUUUGCUUGCAGCCAAAUACAGGCUACAUGACAGAGUAUGCGGUUGGUACAGCAAAUUUAACAAACCAAACACCUUUUAACUAAGGAACAGGUUUUACAGAGCUGAUGUUAAGGCCACCUCUAGUUUCUCCUGCAGCAGUGGUCGAUAUUUACUGUUACAUGACAAGUAGGAAACCUGCAAUUAGACAGAACUCUGACAUGCGCUAUUGGAGAUAGUUUUGCACAUGACAAUCAGUUAUCAAGGUUUGCUUCAUCUAAAACUUAAAUUCUAUUAAAUUAAAACUGUUGAUUACCACCUUAAAUUAUCCAGUAAAGUCCUCAAACUCCUCAUAGUGGAGACAUUUGCUGUUUAGGGUUUAGGAAACUUAGCCACUCUCUCUCACUGUUUCCAGAAACACAACCUUGAAAAAUUGACUAAACACAAAUGCUGUCCUGAAGAAACAGCUGACACUGUUACGUAUUCACUAUGUGAGCGAGGAUGUUCUGAACAGUUGGCUGCUGCACAAACCCGAUGAAAACUGUUGUGUUUAGUGAGCACGAUGGAUGUGUCUAAUACCUUUUUAAUAACGACAUGCAGUGUAGAGACAGAACAUAGGAAUGUAUGCGCUUUAGUGUGUAGAUGCUGCAGUGCCUCCUACCAGCCACUAGGGGGCAGAUGACGUAACCAUAAAUGAGAAAAUACAGCUUUUUGCAUGUAGUAAAAAGAUGUUAGAACACAUUCAUUUGAUGGAGUUGCAACAUAUUAAUAGAGCUGGGAGUAGAGAGGUUAUUAACACUGUGUGCACAUCUCGUCAGCAAAAUGCUCCCUGAACAUUAAAUUUCUACUGCAAGUGCAAAGUGCUUUCACUUUGCAGAAUCGACCCAAAUUAAAACGUGGCUAAUUUUUUCUCCUGUGCCUUGAAAUGUCUCAACUACUGAUUCUCCAUAGGCUGAGUGUGUGUCUGUGUGUGUGCCAGGCCACUGCAGAUACAGGUAGUUAUGCAGUAGUGGGUGAACACGUGCCGUUGCAGCAUGUGGUCGACCAAAAUCAACAACAAUAGAGUUGAGCAUAAAUGAGUUGCUUCAAACAUCGUCUGUGCAGUUGAUGGCACAGAUUCAGAAACAAGUUGGGUCUGUUUGUAGCGGGUUAAGAAGGCGAAACGAAAUGUGACGAGUCUAUAAUGUCACAUUUUAAGUACUUUGUCAAACAAUCCCUCAGUUCUUUUUACCUUGACUUUCUUUGCCAAGCUAGUUGCAGCCGUUUAUGGAUGGAAGUGUGAUGGAGACCUGCCACUUGGUCCAAACCACUAGAACCCCAUGCAUGCUAUGAUGAUCAGUGCCUUUAUUUGGGCACAGUUUCUGCUAAAAUGAGAGCAGCUGAAUUUCCUUUUAGCGCUUUUGGGCUCAGUAGGGUGUUAAUCAAGUAGAGGCUGCUCAGUUUAUUUCCUUGGAGAGAAAACUCAUGUAAAGCUGCAGCACUUUAGUUUUCUUUGUUAUAUUUUAAAAAUCUUUUGAUGCCUUAAUUGGGUGAUACCCAGUGCUAAUAGAGCAGAUAGUGAAGAUGGUUCCACUAUAUACAGCAUUACCAUAGCGACGGUCACCAUGACAGAGGACCCUGCAUCACUACGGUAACUGACUGACUUACCAGCAGGUCUGCUUUGGUGGUGAACAGUUAACGGUGCUACGCUCCCAUUGCUGCGGCCCUCAGGCCCCCUCUGCUGUAGAAACCCCACUACGUCUUAGAGGAAGUACUUGAGUUAUUUAGUUUGUUGUUCACAGGACGUUUUCUGUAGUGCAUGUUCCUAAAAGCCUCCGAGAGGCGCGUAUGAGUGAGCGAGAGCGUGAUUGAAGUGUAGCAGUCGAAAACCGGAAAGAGGGUCUGUCCACAGUUCAGUGAGUGUGUGUUUGUCCAGAUGCAUAGAACCAUAGGAACAGUUGUUUUGUUUGUUUUGUUUUGGGACCAGGUGGAGUUCUAGUUAACAGCAACCACAGGAUUCAGCUGUUUGCACACGGAGUUCUCCAGUUAGUACUUUUGCUGCUAGUUUGUGUAAUUUAUCAACCAUUUUUGAGAAAUAUUUAUUUUUGUAAGCCUAAUACAAAAGUUGAUAUUUUACUAAAUGACUUGGCCAAAAGACAGUAAACACAAACACUGGCACUUGAAUGUUGAAUGUCAUAGGUAUGAGUGAAAAUUUCUAUUUUUCUGGGGUAGUGUGAGCUUUUUAAUGUUAAAGAUGCAACGUGUAGGAGUUUCUCUUUGGAUAUGUCACUGUAACAAACUUUAAUGCUAUGCAUAUGCAAAAGGUUUAAAAAUCCACCAAUAAUGCGUUGUUUGAUCCGAGGCACCCCGUCCUCCUGCAUCUGUCUUUCUGCUGCGUAUCCGGUUUGUAUGAGCUUGUCCCAGCGGGAAUACCUCGAUUACAAAUGCAAGUUCUGUUGUGAUAUGUUGUAACUGCCGUGUUGAGCUCAGCUAAAUUGUGCACAUACUUAACUAAGCAUGUUUGCAUGGUAUUGUGAGAAAUGAGACUUUUACUAGUCACAUGCUGGCGAGCCUGUUUUAUUGUGCACUCUGAGUUUAAACUGGCUACUGUAUGCUUAAAAUCUUCUAUCAUAGCAUUUGUUAUAUUUAAAUACGCAGGAAUUUCAAUAGAGACCCUGUAGACGAACUUACCAGUUUAAUAGCAGUCUGUUUUGGUCAAUGCAUUUAAUUGGGAUAAUGCAACAGUGAACAGGUCUGCAGCCACAAUAGCGCUUCACCAUGAAGAUGUGCAUAUGUCAAAUGCAUUAAAGUUAAUGUGACCUAUUAAGAGAAACCUCCUACACGGGUUACCUUUAAAGUCACAUUGGACUCAGUAUCCAACCCAUAAACCUGCCCGUGCACAGGUUCCUUUUGCCAACAAUGAUUAUCAACCAUAAACAGCCAUUCUGAAUUGGUAAAUGAAAUUUGAGACCGUACACAACAUAUGCCAAGGUUUGGAUUAAAACAUUUUAACAUUACAAUCAAAGACCAUUUUGUAAAAAAGGAAAAAAACAAAACACGCAGUACAAAAGUGUCAAGAUUCUCUCCAAGUCAGUUGUUUGUUUUUAUUUUGUUCUUUUCAUUUGAGUCUUUACACUUUUCCUUCCCGGUACAACCCUUGUUGUGAAUGUCUGGCAAGUGGCGAUCUUAAGUCUUUAUAACACAGACUUAACUGUGGUUCUGUUGCUAUGUUGUUGUGAUUUGCAUAUUUUCAGGCUUCAGUGUGUUAAUGCUGUCACUGGGGGGGGGGGGCCUGGCCAGUCACAGAUGGGGAUCCGUACUGACACGACACUAGGGUGAGUGUAUACGAGAAGAGUGAGGCACCUUUCUUUCUGCAAACACUGUGCUCACACUGACAAAUGGGUCCAGCGGCUGAAGCCUCCAUGGACCAGAGUAGAGCCAAAGCACAGCCAAGAUCAGCCACCGGUGAAACACGUGGCACAUGGCUGAACGGUCACAUUUCUCUGGCUUUUGCAUAAGACACAAAAGAACCACUUUACUGAUUUAAAGCACUUUUAAUUUACGGUGAUUGAAAUAUAAAGUUUAUUAAUGCGUUCACUAGAAAGCAGUGGAACAGUUGUCACCAUACCUGACUGGUCAGACCUCUCCAGCAGCAUCGGCCUGGUAGUUAGUAUUUGCUUUAUGUAUUAGUUUAGCAGUUGUGCACGAUGAGGAGCACUGCACGAAGAAAACAAAACUGUGUAUCUAUUCUGAUUUUACCACAAAUAAAGGUUUGGAUUUGCAAAUGUAA
Betta splendens (Siamese fighting fish) is the source of this 9554-nucleotide messenger RNA. RefSeq names its product DEAD-box helicase 3 X-linked b (gene ddx3xb). The record is from RefSeq and is a predicted model, not a curated record. Bases 311 to 2533 code for a protein of 740 amino acids. Gene Ontology annotation, cellular component: P granule; nucleus. Gene Ontology annotation, molecular function: RNA binding; ATP binding; RNA helicase activity. Lineage: Eukaryota; Metazoa; Chordata; Actinopteri; Anabantiformes; Osphronemidae. Gene Ontology annotation, biological process: cell differentiation; gamete generation. The transcript has 20 exons.